CGUACUUUAUUUUGAAAAUUACUUUCAUAGUAUCAAAGUUUAACCAAAAGUGUCUUAGGCCAAAAGUUAAAAAAAAUCGCCCAAUGAUCCACAGCCUUCUUCGAUCCACUCAUAAAUCGGUUUGUACUAUAAGACGUCUUUUUAAUUACCAUAAAAUCAUGGUUGAACCCUGUUCUGAAAAUAGUUCGAAUAUUCAGCAGUAUCGUGAGAUAUCGGUAACAAAUGACAAACGUAACAAGUUUGACCUUCCACAGCGGUAUGAAGGCAGUACAAAAAGUGUUUGGGUUGAAUACAUUCAGCUCGCUUCGCAAUUCAAGCCGUUAAAUCUUGGCCAAGGAUUUCCUGAUUACCAUGCCCCUAAAUACACAACGGACGCAUUGGCCGCUGUUGCUAAUAGUGUUGAUCCGCUGGCUAAUCAAUAUACCAGGGGAUUCGGACAUCCUCGGUUGGUGCAGGCCCUAAGUACCCUUUACUCACAACUCGUAAAUCGUACCAUCAAUCCGAUGACGGAAAUUCUGGUAACAGUUGGGGCGUACGAAGCACUUUUUGCAACAAUUCAGGGACAUGUGGACGUUGGCGAUGAGGUGAUAAUAAUUGAACCAUUCUUCGACUGUUAUGUACCUAUGGUGAAGGCGGCAUGUGGGGUUCCGAGAUUUAUUCCUCUGAAACCGAAAACAACUCAGGGCGUUACUUCAUCUGCCGACUGGGUCCUGGAUGACGGAGAGCUGCAAGCAUUGUUCAACGAAAAGACGAAAAUGAUAAUUAUCAAUACACCACACAAUCCCUUGGGAAAAGUUAUGAAUCGUGAGGAGUUGGAUGUUAUUGCUAAUCUCUGUCAAAAAUGGAAUGUAUUGUGUGUUUCGGACGAAGUUUAUGAGCACAUGGUGUUUGAGCCAUAUGAACACAUCCGAAUCUGUACGCUGCCUGGCAUGUGGGAACGCACCAUUACGAUCGGUUCUGCCGGCAAAACAUUUUCUCUGACUGGCUGGAAAAUUGGAUGGGCAUAUGGACCAGAAGCUUUACUAAAAAACCUUCAAAUGGUACACCAGAAUUGCGUGUAUACAUGCUCUACCCCGAUUCAGGAAGCGAUUGCUGUCAGUUUUGAAACUGAGCUGAAGCAACUCAAAAGUCCGGAUUGUUAUUUUAAUAGUAUAUCUGGAGAGUUGAAGGCAAAGCGUGACUACAUGGCGCAAUUCUUAGAGGAAAUUGGCAUGAAUCCAACCGUGCCGCAAGGAGGCUACUUUAUGGUGGCUGAUUGGUCAUCAUUGGCCUCAAAAGUGGAUCUGUCGCAGGAAACUGAUUCUCAAAAAGAUUAUCGCUUCACCAAAUGGAUGACAAAAACAAUUGGACUUCAAGGAAUACCACCAUCGGCCUUUUAUAGUGAACCGAACAAAUGCUUGGGAGAGGAUUUCGUUCGUUACUGUUUCUUUAAAAAAGACGAAAAUUUGCAAAAAGCAGCCAAAAUUUUACAGGAUUGGAAAAAAAGUUUGUAACGUUGGUCCAAUGAAAUCCUCAAAUGAAUGAGUUUUACAAUAUUAAUGCAUUUUUUCAGAUAGGUAGUUGAUAGAAAUGAAUGCUUGUGAUAAAAAUUUAGAUAAAAUCAUAGAUAUUUGUAAUAUAAAGAU
Messenger RNA from Topomyia yanbarensis, 1625 nucleotides. It is a transcript of the gene Kyat, whose product is annotated as kynurenine aminotransferase. Gene Ontology annotation, cellular component: mitochondrion; cytoplasm. The transcript is spliced from 4 exons. Gene Ontology annotation, molecular function: L-kynurenine:2-oxoglutarate transaminase activity; pyridoxal phosphate binding. Gene Ontology annotation, biological process: biosynthetic process. The record is from RefSeq and is a predicted model, not a curated record. Bases 84 to 1493 code for a protein of 469 amino acids. NCBI's taxonomy places the organism in Eukaryota, Metazoa, Arthropoda, Insecta, Diptera, Culicidae.